Molecule: messenger RNA, 2779 nt
Organism: Cuscuta epithymum
Lineage: Eukaryota; Viridiplantae; Streptophyta; Magnoliopsida; Solanales; Convolvulaceae
Source: the annotation of a GenBank genome assembly
CUCCAAGACAGGGAGCCGUGUUUGCUUCGUAUUGCCCAAGCAGGCCAGCACUCAGAGAGCACACAAGUUGUCUGGUGAUCACUCGGAUACUGAAGUUUAUCAUCAUCUUCGUCGAUUUCCCCUGAUCGUACUGGGAUUGCUUGGCUCUACCUCUCUCGUCCCAUAGGAGCUAAAAGGUUUCUGAAAGAAUUUUCUCGAAAUGGAGUCACUGUGCUUUCACGAUGGCAACAUCACCGACUUGAUCAAUAGCCGUACCGUGGACACCCGCCAUGACAAUGUUCAUAGAUUUCAAAUGCACUCCUCUAUGGUACGGAGGCUGUCAUUAGAAAGGGAGUUAGAGGGGCAUCAGGGCUGCGUCAACACAAUUUCUUGGAAUUCUAGAGGGUCACUUUUGAUAUCUGGAUCUGAUGAUACAAGAAUCAAUAUAUGGAACUAUUCUAACCGGAAGCUACUGCACUCUAUAGAGACUGGUCAUUCAGCAAAUAUAUUCUGCACAAAAUUUGUUCCUGAAACAUCGGACGAGCUUGUUGUUUCUGGAGCUGGGGAUGCUGAAGUUCGGCUUUUUCGCCUAUCUCGUUUACGGGGAAGAAGACUUGAUGAGAAUGUUAUCAGUCCAUCAUCAGUGUAUCAGUGUCAUACACGGAGGGUCAAAAAAUUAGCUGUUGAGAUUGGAAACCCAAAUGUUGUAUGGAGUGCAAGUGAAGAUGGAACUUUGAGGCAGUAUGAUUUUCGAGAACGUGCAUCCUGCCCUCCGGCGGGUGCUUCUCAUCAAGAAUGCCGUAAUAUUCUCCUUGACUUGCGCUGUGGAGCUAAGACGUCAUUGGCUGAUCGUCCUAAUCAUUUUUUUGCCUUAAAAUCUUGUGAUAUCAGCUCAACUAGGCCACAUUUGCUCCUUGUUGGUGGGAGUGAUGUUUUUGCACGUUUAUACGAUAGGCGCAUGUUGCCACCGUUGUCCUCUAGUCAAACAAAGUUGAAACCUCCUUCAUGUGUCAAUUACUUCUGUCCAAUGCAUCUAUCCGACCAUGGCCAUUCUAGCUUGCUUUUAACUCAUGUCGCAUUUAGUCCCAAUGGUGAGGAGGUUCUACUUAGCUACAGCGGGGAGCAUGUGUACUUGAUGGAUGUAAUUCCUACACGAAGCGCUAUGCGAUAUUCCUCCAGUGAUGUAGCUAGGCUUAUGAACUUCAGUGCCGUUGUCAAGGAAGUGGAAUUGCAGUCAUCAAUAACUGAUAUCUUUUUAAGUGGUUCUUUAUUAAAAAGCCAUGCCAAUACUAAGCUGGAUAAGUGCAAAAAAUUGAUUCAGAUUGCUGAAAUAUCGAUACAAGAAGAAAAAAAUUAUUAUUACGGUAUUGAAGCCUGUAACGAUGUCUUACAUGGUUAUGGGGAUGAAAUAGGGCCUACCCUAACUUAUGACUGUUUAUGCAUUCGAGCGGCCUUAUUGCUCAAGAGGAAGUGGAAAAAUGAUGUGCACAUGGCUAUAAGAGAUUGUCAUAAAGCUAGAAAGAUUGACCCAACUUCAUUUGGGGCACUAGUUUUGACAGCCGAAGCUCUACUGCAGUUAGGGAAACACAGAGAUGCUAUGGAGUUUGCUACAUGUGCCCAAGCAUUGGUCCCUUUUGGUACAGAAGCUGCAGAGAAGGUGGAGAAUUUAAUAAAGCAUAUUAAUGCAGCAGAAGCGGAGAAAGCUAAGAAUGAACAUGAUGGACGAUCUAAAUCUGAGAGUGAGGUUGGGCAGGUGUUUUCGUUGAGUGAUAUACUCUAUCACUCAAAUGCAAAUAGUGAUUCUUCACAAGAUGGUGUGAGGUCUGAGAGAGAAGAUUCUGAUGAGGACAUGGAAUUGGCUUUUGAAACAUCACUAAGUGGGGAUGAGUCACUUGAUAAUACCGAGCCCAAUGUUAUUGAAGGAAGCUUGAAUGUGAGGAUUUAUAGGAGAGAUGAUUCAAGUAUGGAUACAAGAACAAAUGGAUCGUGUGGGUCACCAUCAUCAGUAUGUCAAGAAGAUAAAUCAUCUUACCAGCCUGAGGCUGCUAUAGAUAUGAAACAGAGGUACAUCGGUCACCGUAAUGUAGGCACUGAUAUAAAACAGGCUAGUUUUCUUGGCCAAAGAGGUGAUUACAUUGCCAGCGGGAGUGAUGAUGGUAGAUGGUUCAUUUGGGAAAAGAAAACUGGCAGGCUCGUAAAAAUGCUUCAUGGAGAUGGAACUGUUGUAAAUUGUGUACAAAGCCAUCCAUAUGAUUGUGCUGUGGCUACAAGUGGGAUUGACAAUACCAUAAAAAUCUGGAAUCCAAGUGAUUUGCCAUCAUCCAAUGUAGCUAAUGGGGAAGUAGAACCGGAGACUUCAGAUUUUCUGGAUGCAAUGGAAAGCAAUCAGCGCAGAUUAUGUAGUAAUCGUGAAACAGUUUUGCCUUUCGAAUUUCUGGAACGGUUCAGGAUGCGUGAGUUUGCAGAAGGUGGCCCUCAACCGUUCGAGUGCACACAGAGUUGAUACCAUCCAACUUUCUUGUCCUACUUUUUCCAUGCUUAUACAGUUACGCUCGAUGAUAGUGAAAUUUCCCGUGCUUGGGCUUCUGGAAUUGCCUUGUAUAAACUAAAACUUCGAGCUAUUUGUGGGAUUUUUCACUUCAUGGAAAUUACUUGCGUACGAUUCUUUUUCGUGUUUCUCAUUGUAUACGUAUGUAAAUUCUGUGUGUAUAUUGCUGUCAUCUUUCUGCAUUAUUGCCUUAUUGGGCUGUUCUCAUUGUGACCCUUUAAUGCUUUAACGUGUUCUUACAUUUAGUGUCCA